AUGGCAGAAAAGGAAUAGAAAAAAAAUAUCAAGCCUGCAAUGUUAAAUAUGAAAAACUUUUAAAUUGCUGUGGGGGCCACAUUAAUUCUUUAACCUUUAGAAGUUUUACAAACAUCAAUGAUUGCAACAGGCUAUUCAAAACAAAAUAUCAAUUUCAAAGGUUUAUCUCUAAUUGCCUCCUAAAUUUAUAAUCAAGAAGGAUUAAGAGGCUUUUAUAGAGGGACUAUUUUAUCAAUAGCAAAAAAUACAGUAUCUUUUUCAUUUUUUUUCUCAGGCAUAGAGAAAUAUAGGUAAUUUAUGAUAAUUAUAAAGAGCCCACCAUCCCAUUAUCCAAUCUAUUUAUAAAGUUUUCUAAAUUUAAUGAUUGCUUCAUCAAGCAAAUUAGUGGGCACGGUAGCUUCAACACCAUUGGCUGUAAUGAGAACGAAAAUGUAAAUUGUAGGCAACUAUGAAUACAGCAAAAUUAAUAAAUGUUUCUUAAAAAUAGCAAAAGAAGAAGGCUUUUUUGGUUUUUACAGAGUAUUAAUCAUUUUAAUAUUAAGGGUACGAUUGCUGCAAUUUUGAAAGAUGUACCUUUUUCAGGAAUUUAAUAUACAAUUUAUCGGAAUUUAUUAAAUUUAAGUGGUUUAUUUACAAAAGGUUAAGACCCAAAAAACAACUCAAUUAUAGUAGCAAUUUGUGGUUCAAGUGCGGCAAUGCUAGCUAUUAUGGUUACAUACCCAUUUGAUAACUUAAGAAUAAGAUAGUAGGCAUAAAAUAAGAGUGUAAUUAAGUUUAGUUAACAUAGAGUAAUUUACUUAAGUUAGCAAAAACCAUAAAAGUGACUGAAGGUCUUAAAGGGUUUUAUUAAGGUUAUUUACCCAGAUUAAUAAAAAAAUGUAUAUAAAGUGGAGUUCUAUGGAUGGUAUAUGAAAAAUUAGCUUUGAAAUAGAAAAAAAAAAGUAUGGAUUAAUGA
This is a messenger RNA of Paramecium pentaurelia, 955 nucleotides long. NCBI's taxonomy places the organism in Eukaryota, Ciliophora, Oligohymenophorea, Peniculida, Parameciidae. The record is from the annotation of a GenBank genome assembly.